AUGUUGGGUCCUACUAUACACAACAAAACCAUACUGGAAGAAGAAGAAGAAGAAGAAGAACAAGAACAAGACAUGGAUAAUGAUGAUCACAUCUUGAAUUAUCUGACUGACGCUACUGUCCACGAUAACAUACGCUACUAUCAAGACAUCACAAGGCUUCUGAGGCACAACAACAAUAGAGCGCCUGGAGAAGCUGAGCCAAUGAAUGGCGAUGAUGAUCAUUAUUUGUACACUAGCAGCACCAGUGUUGAUCUCUCACCCAACAGCAGCUACAGCAAAGCAAGGCGAGAGCAACAAGGCGGAGUCUACGCUUCUGCUUCUUGUGUUGAUGCUGAUAGCAUUGUUGAUGCUGAUUUUGAUGCUAAUUAUGCUUCUCUGGAUGAUACUACUGCAGCAUUUCAACAUCAACAACAACAAUUUGGUAUUAAUAGUCUAUUGCCUUGUUCCUCUUCUUCUUUAAACAUGUAUCAUCAUCAACAUCGGCGUUUACCCUCCACAUCCACAUCUACUUGCUCGUCUUAUACAUCUCGUAUGAUGCUGCUCGAUGAAGACAUCCUGUCGUCUGCCAUGACAGCCGCUACCAGUAACGCAUCUACAGCUACUUCAAAUGCACAUCACGAUACCAGCGACAGUAUUCUCAUGAAACAAGCGCUCAAGCAGGCACAGCAGCGAAAAAGAAGAGAAAGCAUAGGUGAAGUGGUCACCAUCAGAAAGAGACCCGCCUCAACAUCUGUUGUACCCAGAUUAACAAAAUCAUCCGUUUUGCAGACCAACAGCACUAUCAACAGUGCCAGCAGCAAUAGAAAAAGAUCGCUCUCCAACAUACAUCACAACAACAAUCGUAGAAAGUACUAUUCUUUACAGCAACCACUCAGUCAAUCCGAGCGUAAUAAACUAGCUUCCUUGGAGCCGUCGCUAUCAUCAUCGUCGAUAACUCACAGCACAUUUGCUGCUGCUGGUGGCGGUGGAGUUCAUUGGGACCCUCACAUAGAUGCUUUCGAAAUUCUCAGAGCCAAAAUCACGGGGAUCACGCGAUCCAUGCAAGAGUUUCAUGUUCAGGAACUCUUCCAUGACGAGAUUAUGGGACAGAAAAGGCGUCAAAUGGUCAGACCAUCAAGGACCAUCUCUUCGCCCAUCAUCACAACAGAGCAUAGAAGCAGCAACAAUAAACGAGAGCUCAAGGGAAGACGCUUCAGUAUGGCCAAUUUGAAUGAAAACAACUCACUGUAUCUCGGUCAUCGUCGCAUCAAAUCACAGAGUUUUUUGCCGAGUGAUAAAGAUGAGGAUGAGGAGGAUGACAACAAACAAGAGGAUGAAACAUUAACACGAUCGCUUAAUCAUUAUCGGAUGCACCAAGACCAUAGCAGCUACAACUACAGCGAGGAAGAAGAAGAAGAGGAGGAGGAUGAGCUCAGUGAGAGACAGCUGAAAAGCCCCAACUUGACAGCACUGUUUACCACUACCAACAGCUUGAUAAACUCUCGACUCGAUGAGUUAUCUGAAACAGCCAGCAUCAAAUCCAACACAUCUCAAUUAGAGUGGCAAAAGCAAUUUCUAAGCCUUGUCACCAGUUGUAUACACCAAUCCGAAGCACUUGAGUCACUGUCUACUGACGUCCUGAAUGCGGAGCACCGUGUGAGAGAACUGAUGCUGGUGAAUGAUACCCUUCAUGAACAAUUUCAUGAAAGAGAAAAGCAAUACGAAGAGCGCAUCCGAGAGUGCCAACAAGUAGCUCAUCAGCAACUCGUCAUGAUUGAUUCUCUGGAAGAGUUGACGGCUGAUAUUAACAUGAAGAUGGAGUCGCGUAGACGAGAAAUGCACCGGCAAGAAGCGCUGAGAGCACUGGAUGCCAACAACACGCUGCAGGACCAAGAAUUAGAACUGCAACAUCAACAAAAUGAAAGAUGGAACUUCCAGAGAUCAGUAGCAGAUCUAUUAAAUAUGGCCGAUAAACAUGAUGUGAUUCAAAAGAUGAGAUGGGACGUUGGCAUGUUUGUUGGUGGUGGUGUGGGGACGGGACAUGUUAUCCACUCGUAUCAGGACAAACUCAAUGGUAUCGACAUGAUGAUAGCAGGGACAGGCACAACGACAAUGCCUUAUCGAGGAGGAGAUAUCCAGUACAGCGAUCAAGAAGAAGAAGAAGAAGAAGAAGAAGAGCAAGCACAGACAACCACCUUCUCCAUAUCGCCAUCCAUACAUCAUAUUCGACUUUAUCAACAUCAAUACAUUUUGCAUCUCAGUAACAGAGACAGACAAACAAGGUUCUCUCUGUUACCCAAGUGUCUCUGGGUGCCUGACCAUGAAACAAACCAAUGCCAAUUUCAACACACCAAGCGACAUUUGCGAUGUAGCACAAGGUUCUCCUUUUUUCAAAGAAAGCAUCACUGUAGACGAUGCGGCUCCAUCGUCUGCCAAAGACACAGUGCGAAUAGAUUACCGCUAUUCAACACUUCCAAGGCACACAGCACAACCGGCCAAUGGAGCAGAGUAUGUGAUGGUUGCUUUUAUGAUUUGAUUAUGCAUAAAUAA
Mucor velutinosus is the source of this 2529-nucleotide messenger RNA. It is a transcript of the gene SAC3, whose product is annotated as actin cytoskeleton and mitosis protein. The coding region runs from base 1 to 2529 and encodes 842 amino acids. NCBI's taxonomy places the organism in Eukaryota, Fungi, Mucoromycota, Mucoromycetes, Mucorales, Mucoraceae. Gene Ontology annotation, molecular function: metal ion binding. The record is from RefSeq and is a predicted model, not a curated record. The transcript has a single exon.